This is a messenger RNA of Pseudozyma hubeiensis SY62, 471 nucleotides long. RefSeq lists its product as hypothetical. The coding region runs from base 1 to 471 and encodes 156 amino acids. Lineage: Eukaryota; Fungi; Basidiomycota; Ustilaginomycetes; Ustilaginales; Ustilaginaceae. The transcript has a single exon. The record is from RefSeq and is a predicted model, not a curated record.
AUGCAUGCGCAAACAGACGUGGAGGCGUCGGAUUCCAAGCGACAGAGAGAGAGAGAGGGUUCUCGACUCGACUGGCCUCUCUACGUUCCAGACGUUUCUGGUGUUGCUACGAAUUCCGCCGCUCGCGAACAAGCUCGACUGUUUUUCCGAGAGCUGCACUCGACCCUCGUCCAGGUAUCGUCCCAUGCGCGCCUCGGAGCUGACCACGACAAUUGUGUCGAUCUCGAGCUGAUUCGACGGCGAAGGAAUGGCUCAUCGAACGUCUGUCGUUCAGCGAGCCGUGUUGGACCACGUUUAUGCGAUUUGCCACUCGCUGUCAUGGGCAACGAUGAAAGUGACGGGUGCGGAAUCCGUAAAGCUGCCUCGUGGUCGGCGCACCUCCGUCACCUAGGCCGGCGGAGCAACUCUGAGGGAACCUUUCUGGUCAAAGCUCUCGACAGCAUUUGGCAGCUCCGAAAAGCUACGAUGUAA